AUGUUAACGAUAAAAAUAAAUUUCCUCUUGCUCCUUUUUCUUAGUCCAUCUCUUAUCUGCUAUGUCACUGGUGCAAGACCGAGAAUAGUUGAAGGUGAAUUAGCCGGGUUUGGCGAAUUUCCCUAUAUCGUUACACUCCAGCGUCUUACGGAAGGUUGCACUUACCAUAUUUGCGGUGGCAGUAUACUCGACGAGUAUCAUAUCAUCACAGCUGCCCAUUGUGUGACUAAUAAUGUUACUAAUAAAUUAAAAAACGAACAAAUUACGUUAGGAGCAGGUAUAACGGAUUUGACAGAUAAAAAAGUUGGUGUUUAUCGCGACGUCGAGGAAGUAUUCAUACCACUUUCGUAUACAAGCAAUAAAAAAAGUCAUGAUGAUAUAGCAAUUUUGAGGUUGAGACAUCCACUACCUCUUGCUGAUUAUGAAACCUUGGGUUUGGUUCAAUUACCCAAAGCUGAUGAGUAUCUUCCACCUGAUACAUUCAACGCCACAACUGCAGGUUUCGGUGAUAAUUCACAAUUUUUACAGUUGAAUACUGGCAAAGUAUAUGGCUUAUCAGAUCCGUAUCUGAAAUACGCUAGCGGUUUCGUAAACAUUAUUGAUGUUUUUCACGGAUGUAAACCUACAGAGGUGUGCUUCAAGAGUUUUGGAUUUUUAAGUGGACAAUUGAAAGGAGCCUGUAAUGGCGACAGUGGCGGUCCUCUUGUAAUCGAGAAUACCAAUAUUCUCAUUGGAAUCACUAGCUAUUCUAACGACAAAUAUUGUGGGCAAUAUACAAAAUUUACAAGGGUAAGUUCGUACUUGGAUUUCAUUAAGAAGGUACGCGAUAAUGAGAUCGAUGAAACGAUUUCAUCUGUAAAACUAACUUUAGAAUUUGAAGAUGCUUAUCCAUACAUUCCUUUAUGCGGACACGAUACAUGACAUCGUAAUUCCAAUUUUUCAAUGCAAAAAUGGCUAUAAAGCCCUAUUCAUUAUUUAAAGUCAAUAAAUAUUAUAAAUAU
This is a messenger RNA of Trichogramma pretiosum, 1001 nucleotides long. RefSeq names its product chymotrypsin-C-like. Bases 1 to 921 code for a protein of 306 amino acids. The transcript has 4 exons. Gene Ontology annotation, biological process: proteolysis. The record is from RefSeq and is a predicted model, not a curated record. NCBI's taxonomy places the organism in Eukaryota, Metazoa, Arthropoda, Insecta, Hymenoptera, Trichogrammatidae. Gene Ontology annotation, molecular function: serine-type endopeptidase activity.